CCCUCCACUUCUUCCAAGUUCCACCGGAUUCACUCUGACUCAGACUUUGUAAGAUGUCGAGCUCUCAGUGCUUUGACAACCCGCCGAGCCUGAGCUCAACCUGCGGCGCAGGGACCGUCCAAGAGCUUGGAGGCCUUCAAACCUACGUCACUGGCCCUCCACACUCCAAGCUCGCCAUCCUUCUUAUCUCCGAUGUUUUUGGGUAUGAAGCACCGAAUUUAAGGAAACUUGCGGACAAAGUUGCAGCAGCAGGAUUUUUGGUUGUAGUUCCUGAUUUUUUCUUUGGCGACCCCAUUAUUAAGCUUGAUGACCCUCACUUUGAUACCGAUACAUGGUUCAAAGCUCACAACACGGAUAAAGGACGUGAAGAUGCCAAAGCUGUGAUUGCGGCUCUGAAGAGUAGAGGUGUUUCUGCCAUAGGGGCUGCAGGUUUUUGCUGGGGAGGGAUGGUAGUAGUGAAAUUAGCAAGUUCAACUGACAUGAUUCAGGCUGCAGUUGUGUUGCAUCCUGGUCCGAUCACAGAAGAUGAAAUCGAUGAUGUUAAGGUUCCUAUUGCUAUAUUGGGAGCUGAAAGUGACCAUAUUUUCCCAGCGGAACAGUUGAAAAAGUAUGGAGAGAAGUUGUCUGUAAAAUCUGAGUUGGAUAGCUUUGUGAAAAUAUUUCCUGGCGUGGCUCAUGGAUGGACAGUGAGGUACAAUGUUGAGGAUGAAUCAGCUGUCAAGAGUGCUGAAGAGGCCCAUCUGGACACGUUAAAUUGGUUUACCAAAUAUGUCAAGUAGUGAAAAAUUUCUUCCUCAUGAGGUCAGGAAGGCGAUGUAACUCUAUUGUAUUAAUUGCAUGUAUGCAGAAAACAGCCUCCUUGUUCCACAAA
Messenger RNA from Alnus glutinosa, 871 nucleotides. RefSeq names its product endo-1,3;1,4-beta-D-glucanase-like. Gene Ontology annotation, molecular function: hydrolase activity. NCBI's taxonomy places the organism in Eukaryota, Viridiplantae, Streptophyta, Magnoliopsida, Fagales, Betulaceae. The record is from RefSeq and is a predicted model, not a curated record. The transcript is spliced from 7 exons. Bases 54 to 779 code for a protein of 241 amino acids.